UUGAUUAGCUGGAGUUGGUGCUGUAUGUGCUCAUGUUUCGUCCCCCUUCUGUUUAUUAAUACAUAUAAACAGAUUAAAUGUUGCCUGGGAGACCUGUGGCAUAUGUUUAAACUCGGUCAGAGAGAGGCCAGACUACCGCUGCCCUUUUUUCAUGUUCAGUUGGCUACCAGCUCUUCAGUUGGGGUUCACUUCAUGGUUAUUGUCCUGGAUCCUUGUUAUCUGAGUCAAGUUGAGGUCAACAUAUAAAAUGGAGGAUCAAGAAAUGAACUUUGAGCAAGCUUAUGGACCUCUAUCGGAGACAGAAAGAACAUUUGAUCCCUUAUUUAUUGAAGAGGAAGAUGAAGACUACUUUGAAGAUUGCUUGGAAGAGAUCCAGGCUGCUCUAACUCUUCCUGAAGAGUCCAUGCCUUAUUCACAAAAAUGCAGAAAAGCUUUGCAAGCUGAGUUUAAUGGACUUAUGCAACAGAUGUUGGCACAGCUAGAUGUUUUUGAUGCAGCACAUCCAACCACAUCUGCACCACUGGAGAUAUUUUCAGAAACAGAGAACAAAAUGGACAAGAAUGGAUUCGCAAAAACAAUCAAGUUUAAAGAGACGUGCCUUCCAGAGAAAGAGCAAACUGUGUUGGAGGUCGAAAAUGAUGCUGCAGGGGUUCCUGUCGAGGCAAGGCCUGAGUUGUCUGCCACCAUGGAAUUACAAAAGCUCAGAGCAGCAUUUGAGAGCUGUAUUGAGGAGGUGGGCCAGUUGGAGCGCAGAAGGGAUGAGUUGGUUCAGGAGCUUCUGGAGCUAGAGGAGCCCAUGGCCCAAGAGCUGCAGACUGUAAGGGAAGCUCUGGGGGAGGAACAAGGCCUCCUGUCCAAAGUCAGACUGGAGAGACAGAGCCUGCGGGAGGAGACGCAAAUGACUAAGAAACGCCUGUUCAUAGCGGCUCGAGACUGUACACAGAGACAAGUAGAGCUUGAAUUACAACAGAAAGAGGUGGAGCAGCUCAACCAAGCUCAGUUAAGGUAUUCCAUCCUGCAUUCACAAAAUCAGGAGGAGCUGAAGUCCCUUGCUGUUAAGAUGACUGAGGAGAUCACCAAGAUUCAUUCAGAUCACCAAAGCCACCUGCAGGAAAUGCAGAAGCAGCAGAACCUCACUCAAGAAUCCAGCAAGAGGAAGACCCGCUCUUAUGUGACUCAAGGACGACGGGCCUCUUGUGACCUACAGCAGUACCUGCAUGGUGGGAUAAAAGCUCUGGAGGAGUUUUACGAACCCCGGUUAGAGUCCCUGUUAAAGAGACGGGAGGUCACCAUGGAUGCUCUCGGUAAGGCUAAAGAGCAGUGCCUGGAGAUGAGAGCCCAGUUAGGACCACUGAGACAAGAAGAGCAGGCGCUGAGACUCCAGAGAACUUGUCUGGAGGAGAGGAUCCGACUAAUGGAGAUACAGAGGAGGGAAAAUGUGGAACAAUAUCGGGAGACGGUGGACAUCUUAGAGGAGAACAUCAGAGAACUGAAAACUCAGCUCAAGAUCCAGAUAAAGAAGAGUGAAGAAUUGGAGAUGCUGAAGAAAAGCAUGGCCAGAGAGCUGUUCUUCUACAGGCAACGUGUAGAGGGUCCUCACAAGCAAGAGAACAGUGUGGUGGUGGAAAAAACCUAAUGAACUCAUGUUUGCUAUUAAUUAUCUCAUUAGUUAUGUUAAAUGCUUUUGAUAUAUUGGUUUCAUAGUUUAAUCCAAAUAACCUGUAUUCUCAUAAACAAUCACCAAAACA
Messenger RNA from Rhinichthys klamathensis goyatoka, 1748 nucleotides. RefSeq names its product syncoilin, intermediate filament protein (gene sync). The transcript is spliced from 5 exons. Gene Ontology annotation, cellular component: intermediate filament. Bases 248 to 1636 code for a protein of 462 amino acids. The record is from RefSeq and is a predicted model, not a curated record. Lineage: Eukaryota; Metazoa; Chordata; Actinopteri; Cypriniformes; Leuciscidae.